Messenger RNA from Leguminivora glycinivorella, 2815 nucleotides. RefSeq names its product snRNA-activating protein complex subunit 4-like (gene Pbp95). The transcript has a single exon. Lineage: Eukaryota; Metazoa; Arthropoda; Insecta; Lepidoptera; Tortricidae. The record is from RefSeq and is a predicted model, not a curated record. The coding region runs from base 99 to 2561 and encodes 820 amino acids.
AGCUGAUUUGUGUUAUACAUAUUAAAUUUUGCAAAAUUUUACAUGAUUUAAGCAUUUUUUAUUUGUGUUAGAGAAGGCAAUCUGGUCCAUUCGUUAAAAUGGAUGUGGAUAGUGACGAAGAACAGCAGCUUAACGAUAUAGCGCAGCUAAAUGCCGUUCUAGCACAAGACGACGAGCCUUCUAUUCUUUUAGGAUCGUUAAGCGGCAGCGUAAGCUCACUACACUCUCGAUCCCUUACCAGCACUUCCACUGCCAGCGCAGCUCAGGAACAUGCACGAAUUGACUCAGCCUUAGCCCUUAACAAGCUUCUAGACGAAAAACUAAGAAGACUCGAAUCCGUACUCGUCGGCCGCUUACAUGAAUGUAGACAAAACUUAAAUGAUCUGCACAAGCUAGCAGGCCCUGCAGAGAAAGACCGGCAAGAAACCUUCCGCUAUAUAAACUGUGGUAAGCCAUAUUUCAAAGACAAAUCAAAUUUUCCAGCUCCUGACAAUGAAGACACUAUAAUUAUGAAAAAAAGCAACAUGUACGACUUCUCUGAGAUUACUUCAGUGCCUGGCUGGACUGCAAAAGACAAAGUCAGUCUGAAUAAACUUCUUCUUGAAAUGUCAAUUAAUAUUAAAAAGAAAGAGUUGAAUUCAAAGAUUGCACAGCUGAAGCGAGAGAAUAAAGAUAAAUGGUCAAGGAAACUAGAGAGGCAAGUAGAUGCUAUCAAUAAAGAGAUCAGUAAUUUAGGAAAGAAAACUUUAAAAGAUUUAGCAUUGCCAAUUGACCAGGAGUAUGACUGGGAAAUUAUUGCAAAUAAAUUAAAUAAAAGACACAGCGCUGCGGAGUACAGGAUACUAUGGAAAGAAUUUUUGCAUCCUAACAUCAACAAAGAGCCAUGGUCAAUGGAAGAACAUGCCCACUUUCAAGAAAUUGUAGCCAAGUUUAACUUUCAAGACUGGGCUGCCAUUGCUAAAGAACUGAACACUGGCAGGACAGCUUAUCAAGUCUUUGUUUACUACAGAACCAACAUGAGCAAUACAUCAUGUGGUAAGAAAUGGACAAAGGAGGAGGAACAGUUUCUUCAGCGAUUGAUUGCAUAUUAUAAAGAGGAAGAUUACAUACCCUGGGGCAAAGUAGCUUCCUCUAUGGAGAACAGGACAAAGAUACAAAUUUAUAACAAGUAUUUCCGACUUGUCGAGAAACGGAAAGGUAGGUUCCUACCAGAAGAGGAUGCUGUUAUAUUGACAUGUCUUGAUAAGUUUGGACCAAACUUCAAGAAAAUGUCAGAGUAUCUACCGGGCCGUUCGGCAACUCAAAUUCGUGUCCGAUACCAAGUUUUAGCCAAAAAGCGGAUCUCUGCUGUCUGGACAGUCCAGGAAGAUAGGCAGCUGCUUCAACUAAUGGCCAAUGAGGAAUGUCUAACUAACUACUCUAGCGUCACCAAGCACUUCCCUGAUAAAACCCGAGUGCACUUGAGAGCUAGAUAUGCUACAUUAUUAAAAUGGAUGAAAAAACAUCCAAACUCGUCACUUGAAAAUGCACCCAGAAGAGGUGCUCGACGCCUCGGUCACGGCCUAGCCUCUGACAAUCUCAACAAAGCUACUGAGGUACUAAAGAAGAGAAUAGAAACCGAAAUUGAUAACAGAAAAAGCAAAAGAAUCACGAGGGAAUCACCACUUGAAGUAAUAGAAGAUGCUAUUGUAGCUAAUCUUUUAACUGAGCACGUUAAACAGGAGGAAGAAAGAAAACAAUAUGAAAUCUAUGAUGAAGAUGAACUAUUUGUUUUUGAUUCUAAUGCUGUUGUAUCAGUACAUAGUCUAAAUGUGUCAAACCUGCAAAAAAUCAUGAUUUUCUUGAGAGCAAAGUUGAAGCAGGACCUUUUCAAAAAAAGCUCAUAUGCUGAAAAGUACCCUGGCUUGCUAGACACGCAGCAGGAGGUAAACCUAUUUCAAGUGAAGAGUUACUCGAGAAAACAACAAACAAACGUCGUAAAGUUCACUGAUGCACCAGACCUGUGGGGUAACAACACGUUAGGCAAUGUGACAUAUGUACUCCCACCACACUAUGCAACAAUAACAGGAUGCAGGAAGCUUAUGGCUCACAUUAAUACAAAAACCAAAGAAAACGCUUUAAAACCAGAGUCAAAUAUCAAUCUGAAUCAUUUGAUUCGAAGAAAUACAGUCUUUAAACAGCAAAUGUUUCUUUUUAUGGAGAGGUUUAAUUCUCUGUUUCUGUAUUCCAUGCUGCUGUCGAAUGAGGGCCCUGAGCGAGUGGGGACAAUGGCCUUGACAGAUUAUCAACAUACGACUGAUACAAGUAGAGCUCAUCUCAAUGACAUCUCUAGCAUAAGCAUUCCCGGUCCAUCUCAACCGUUCUGCGGUGGCAGAGUCAAAUUGGAUUCAUUUAGCGAUACUAAUAUGAGUAUUGACUUGCCUGAGCCUGCUGAUGUUCAAAAGGAUCAAUAUUGUGUGCAGAAAGUUGUGGUUGGUGACCAGGUUAGGUAUAUUGCUGAAGAUGAAUCUAAGAUUUCUAAGGUGUCUAAGAAGAGAAAAAUACCAUAUGUGUGCACUUAGAAUUGAAAUUCUAAAUAAUAGAAUUUGAAGAAUGUGAUUUAUAGGAAAGGACAUUUUGAAUAAUAUAACUAUUUGAAGGACGGUGACCUAAAACAGUAUUGUGAUGGUUCUUAGUUUAUUUCAUCUAUUGUAAUACUAAUAAUAAGUUAUUUUAGUUUUUAUAUAAUUGCCUAGGCAAUGAAUACCAUUUAGAUUUAGCAUUUAAGAUGUAAAAUUAUUUAAGUAUUCUUGCCCAAUAAAUGUUAGCAGGAUAA